Molecule: messenger RNA, 675 nt
Organism: Papilio polytes (common Mormon)
Lineage: Eukaryota; Metazoa; Arthropoda; Insecta; Lepidoptera; Papilionidae
Product: transcription elongation regulator 1-like
Exons: 7
Coding region: 1-675 (224 amino acids)
Cellular component (GO): nucleus
Molecular function (GO): transcription coregulator activity; RNA polymerase binding
Source: RefSeq, a predicted model, not a curated record
AUGAAAGAGAUGGAAAUAAAUAGAGAAGUUGUCUAUGCGCAGGCUUCCAUCAAGGAGAGAGAGAAGGAGGUGCAACGUGCGCUUGCAACCAGCCUACGAGAUAGGGACAAGGAGCGGGAGUACCACAAGAGGGAUGAAGCUGUGCAACACUUCAACGCACUAUUAGCGGACCUGGUGCGCAACCCGGACCUCACUUGGCGGGAAGCUAAGAAACAACUUAAGAAAGAUCACCGUUACAAGUUAGCGGAGUUACUCUCAAAAGAGGAUAAGGAGAGGUUGUUCUCUCAGCACACGAGCGUGCUGGCGAGCAAGCGGCGCGACAAGCUGCGCGCGCUUCCCACUAUCACCAAUAAGAUGGAGCGCGAGUUCCGCGAGUACCAGCGCGACAAGCAGAGCGGCGCGAAGGCGGCGCUGCGCCAGUUGCUGCUGGAAUGCCGCGCUAUCACACAUCGCAGCUUCGCCGCGGUCAAGGACAGUCCAGCGGCGCUCAAUGCCAUCACUGACACGCUGCAGCAUGACGCCAGGUAUCUAUAUAAUGAAGAGGAAAGAUAUACAGCAUUGGAGCACGCGCCGGGCGAGCGGCUGCAGACUAUAAUGUCCCACUUGGAGGAGCUGCACAAGAAGGGCCCUCCGCCGCCGCCCACCGCCAGCGAGCCCACGAGACGACCUAAAUGA